UGAGCCCUUUUAAGACAUUUUGCCUGCAAAAACUCAGCUUGUGGCUCAAGCGUUGUCAGUGGAUACUUGGGAAUAACCAGCAUAAGAAUAUGAACAAGAGAAACGUACUAAUGAAUUCAGAUUUAUAAAGCCAGCAGGAACGGUUAUAAAACAGUUAACAGAGGGAGGCUAGAGGAUUCGCCAUGGCGUCAGAGGUUGCCGCACAAACCUCACGAACUGUAGCAUCACAGGUGCCGUUUGCAGACUUAUGUUCAACGCUAGAACGGAUCCAGAGAAGUAAAGGACGGGCGGAAAAGAUCAGACAUUUCAAGGAAUUUUUAGAUUCAUGGAGAAAAUUUCAUGAUGCCCUUCAUAAGAAUCAAAAGAAUGUCACAGACUCUUUUUAUCCAGCAAUGAGACUCAUUCUUCCUCAGCAAGAAAGAGAACGAAUGGCCUAUCGAAUCAAAGAAACCAUGCUCGCAAAGCUGUACAUCGAGCUGCUUAAUUUGCCAAGAGGUGGAAAAGAAGCACUCCAGCUUUUAAAUUACAGAGCCCCGACAGGAGUGCGUGGCGAUGCUGGAGACUUUGCAAUGAUCGCCUACUUUGUAUUGAAGCCAAGAUCUUUACCGAAAGGAAGUUUAACCAUACAGCAGGUAAAUGACAUUUUAGACUCAGUUGCCAGCAAUAAUUCUGCACAAAAAAAGAACCUGGUAAAGAGUAGCCUUCUUCGGUUUAUAACUCAGAGUUCAGCCCUUGAACAAAAAUGGUUCAUACGGAUGAUUCUAAAGGACCUGCACCUCGGUGUUAGUGAGAGCACUAUAUUUUCUGUUUUCCAUCGCGAUGCUGCUGAGUUGCAUAAUGUCACCACCGAUCUGGAAAAAGUCUGCAGGCAACUGCAUGAUCCUUCUGUUGGACUCAGUGAUAUUUCUAUCACUUUAUUUUCUCCCUUCAAACCCAUGCUAGCUGCUAUUGCAUAUAUUCAGCGCAUUGAGAAGGACAUGAAACACCAGAGUUUCUACAUCGAAACCAAGUUGGAUGGUGAGCGUAUGCAAAUGCACAAAGAUGGGGACGAAUACAAAUUCUUCUCCCGCAAUGGGUAUAACUUUACCAAAGAGUUUGGUGACUCGUCACAAAAUGGUUCUCUAACGCCAUUCAUUCAUAGUGCUUUCAAAACAGAUAUACAAAACUGUAUCCUCGAUGGGGAGAUGAUGGCCUACAAUCCCAACACUCAAAGCUUUAUGCAAAAGGGGAUGAAAUUUGAUAUUAAAAGAAUGGUAGAAGAUUCUGAUCUGCAAACUUGUUACUGUGCUUUUGAUGUGUUGAUGGUUAAUAAUAAAAAGCUAGGACACGAGAUCCUGAAAAAGAGGUAUGAAAUUCUUAGUAGUAUUUUGAGCCCAAUACCAGGUAGAAUAGAAAUAGUGCAGAAAACAGAAGCUCAUACUAAGAAAGAAGUCAUUGAUGCUUUGAAUGAAGCAAUAGAUAAGAGAGAAGAGGGGAUCAUGAUAAAAUACCCCUUAUCCAUUUACAAGCCAGAUAAAAGAGGUGAAGGUUGGUUAAAAAUUAAGCCAGAGUAUGUCAGUGAUCUCAUGGACCAACUAGACAUCUUAAUUGUUGGAGGCUAUUGGGGUAAAGGGUCCCGGGGUGGAAUGAUGUCUCACUUUUUGUGUGCAGUAGCAGAGAAACCCCCUCCUGGCAAAAAACCAUCUGCAUUUCACACACUUUGUCGUGUGGGCUCAGGUUACACCAUGAAAGAACUCUAUGACUUGGGUUUGAAAUUGGCCAAACACUGGAAGCCUUUUAACAAAAAAGCUCCACCAUGUAGCAUUUUGUGUGGAACCGAGAAGCCAGAAGUCUACAUCGAACCUUGUAAUUCUGUCAUCGUGCAGAUCAAGGCAGCCGAGAUUGUCCCCAGUGACAUGUAUAAAACGGAUUGUACCUUGCGUUUUCCACGCAUUGAAAAGAUACGCGAGGACAAGGAAUGGCAUGAAUGCUUGACGCUGGAUGACUUAGAGCAGCUUCGGGGGAAGGCAUCUGGGAAGCUUGCAUCCCGACACCUCUGUGUAGACGGGGAUGAGGAGCCGCAGGGCAAAAAGCGGAAAGCUGCUGCCCCAAAGAUUAAAAAAGCUAUGAGGAUUAUCGAACACUGUAAAGCACCUAAUCUUUCCAACAUCAACAAAGUGUCUACUGUCUUUGAAGAUAUGGAGUUUUGUGUUAUGAGUGGAACAGCCAGCCACUCGAAGACUGAGCUGGAAAAUCGAAUUGCAGAAUUUGGUGGAUAUAUAGUACAAAACCCAGGCCCAGACACAGCCUGCGUAAUCGCAGGGGCUGAAAACAUCAGAGUGAAAAACAUCGUUUCUUCAGACAAACAUGAUGUCGUGAAACCUGAGUGGCUUCUGGAGUGCUUUAGGACUCAAAGCUGUGUUCCUUGGCAGCCUCAUUUUAUGAUUCAUAUGUCCCCAUCAACAAAGCAAGAGUUUGCUCUUGAAUAUGACUGCUAUGGAGAUAGUUAUUUUGCUGAUACGGAUUUGAACCAACUAAAGGAAGUGUUCUCAAUGAUUAAGCACUCUAGUGAGCAGACCCCCAAAGAAAUGGCUUCUGUGAUUGCCGAUUUAGAAUGUCGAUAUUCCUGGGACAGCUCGCCCCUCAGUAUGUUUCGACCCUACACGAUUUAUGUGGACCUGUAUACUGUUAUCAAUGAUCUCGGCACCAAAAUCCAGGGAACAAGAUUGGCGCUGAUAGCCUUGGAGCUCCGAUUCCAUGGAGCCAAAGUAGUCUCUCGUUUAACUGAGGGGGUUUCUCAUGUAAUCGUUGGGGAGGAUCGGAGUCAUGUUGCAGAUUUUAAAGCUUUUAGGAGAACUCUUAAGAGAAAAUUUAAAAUCCUACAAGAAGCUUGGGUGACUGACUCAAUUGACAGGUCUGAAUUACAGGAGGAAAAUACAUAUUUGAUUUAAAGCUGACUUUAUAGGAAAAAAGCCCCUAUUAUUGAUCAGACUGCAGAAGGUAGUAGCUAUAAAAUAUUAAACCACAGGGUUUUUUUUUUUCUUCUAGUAGUGUGUGUGUAUACAGCAGUAUUAGAUGCAGGAAAACAAUUUUAAGUUUUGAGAUUAUAAAGAUGGUAAAGGACAGGAAGGAAAAAUCAUUGUAGCAGUGUAACAUUUGAUGAUUUUUUUUUAAUGACCACAAUGAAAUAAUAAAAAUAGCUUUAAAUAAUAUAGACAUCUGAAACUUUGAUUCAGAUAUUAAUAAAAGAUAUUUUAAAACUUUUAGAAUCUUUAAAAGUACCUCCUAAGGAGGAUUUUCUGAAGUUAAAUUAAAAUUUUAAUACUUUUUAUCUAGUGAAAGCAUUAAAGGAGGAAAAAAAGUGGAGUUGUUAUUACAAUCGAACUUUUAAAUAUAUUUAAUUUAACAUGAAGGCCCAAGUUCCUCUUGUAAAUGUUGUAAACACUUUCAUGUUUUAAGGUUAUGAAUCCAGCACAGUAAUGAACCCUUGGUAAUGAUGUCAUUAGCUAGAUGAAGGGAAUUUGAGACUGCUCUGUACACUUAAAAGUGAAUCCGUUUGAUUGAAAAAGAAAAAACAAUUUUAAAAGUACCUGAGUAAUACCUAAUAUUUUUCUGAAGUAGAGCCUCUUUUUGUUUGUUUUUUAAAGCAUUCUUUAUGUGACUGUACUCCAGUAUAAAUAGUAUUCUUGGUGUGUGUUUUUACUAGAUAGAGCUAGUGGGUACCCAUUAAAAGGCAUUCAAGUUGUUUUUAUUAGAGUAAAAUAAAUUGCUUUGAUUAUUAAAAAUUAGUUCUUCCCUUAGGUCAUGUUAAAUCUUUGUAUAACAUAUAUGAUGUUUGGAUUUACAUGGCAAAUGGUAAAGACUGUAAAGUGCAAAAAAUAUUUUCAUGACAUUAAUGGUAUACUAACUGGGAUUUGGUGCCUGAGGAACUGGUUAUAGAUUAUUUGUAAGUAAGUAGAUAUUUUAUCCAAAUAAAGGAACAGUUGCAUGUGAUUUUAUUGUAUUUCUUAGUAAAAUAAAAUAUUGCAUGUACUAUUAA
Molecule: messenger RNA, 4018 nt
Organism: Echinops telfairi (small Madagascar hedgehog)
Lineage: Eukaryota; Metazoa; Chordata; Mammalia; Afrosoricida; Tenrecidae
Gene: LIG4
Product: DNA ligase 4
Exons: 2
Coding region: 183-2930 (915 amino acids)
Biological process (GO): nucleotide-excision repair, DNA gap filling; DNA biosynthetic process; immunoglobulin V(D)J recombination
Cellular component (GO): DNA-dependent protein kinase-DNA ligase 4 complex; DNA ligase IV complex
Molecular function (GO): ATP binding; DNA ligase (ATP) activity; DNA binding
Source: RefSeq, a predicted model, not a curated record